Tripterygium wilfordii is the source of this 1992-nucleotide messenger RNA. RefSeq lists its product as uncharacterized. Bases 179 to 1759 code for a protein of 526 amino acids. The record is from RefSeq and is a predicted model, not a curated record. Lineage: Eukaryota; Viridiplantae; Streptophyta; Magnoliopsida; Celastrales; Celastraceae. The transcript has 10 exons.
GCUCAGCCCUCACAGGGCCCAAACUACGGAACGAAACGACGACGCAGUCUUCUCCAUUUCAGAUUCGCUUCUUCUUUGCUUAGGCGGUAAGAUUCUUUUAUAUUCCGCGUCUUCCUUCGUCCUUGUAUUGAAUUUCUCGAAGGCCGAAGCAGCUCCAUUUGCAUCGCCGAUAACUGUAAUGCGCGAUUCGAGAACGUUCGAGAUUAACUUUUAUAGUUUUAAUGGCUUACAGAAUUCAACUUCUAUGAAGGAAACAGAAAGCUCCAGAAGUGAAGAAUCUAACAGGCCACUUGUGGUGCAAAAUCAUGGUCUUAGAAAUGAUGGGCUCAUCCCUCAGAUUUUCACUUCUGUACCAUCACUCAAUGAAGCUGCUUCUUAUCUAGUUGAAACGACAUCAUUGAUAACUCGAUGCUUCUAUGAUCAAUCAGUGGAACCUGGUUCCAGAGUUUCCAGGCAUCAGUCCAGUAUGCACGCACAGGAAUUAGUGACAUUCUCUACUGGGCAAUCGGAGCCACUGAUUGAUAAUCAACCAUCUUCCUGUGAAAGCUAUUCGACAUUUUCUGAAUCAUCUGCUUCUACAACUGCUGCUGCUCCCAUUCAUGAUCGAGUUACAAGGGGCACUGUUGCAAGUGCAUCUCACAAUGAUAGCUCUCCUGAAGAUUCAAAUCAAACUGGACAAAAUGGAAUUACCAUGUUUCAAGGGCUUAUUGAACGGGCACGGAGGACUGUUCUUGGCUCUGCAGAUGAUAUAGGAUGGCUACAGCGUUCGUCAUAUAUGCCUCCAGUUGAAGAUGGGACCGAAAGGUUUAUGGAAAUUCUUGACAACAUCAGGCACGGACUACACAAGCUACCAAAUUCUAUGGUUUACUUGUUGGUUCCUGGCCUUUUCAGUAACCACGGCCCACUUUAUUUCGUUAACACAAAAACUAGUUUCUCGAAGAUGGGGCUGACUUGUCAUAUUGCCAAAAUUCAUAGUGAGGCUUCUGUUGAGAAAAAUGCUAGAGAGAUAAAAGAGUAUAUUGAAGAGAUCUACUGGGGUUCCAAGAAACGUGUUUUGCUGCUUGGGCACAGCGAAGGGGGAGUAGAUUCAGCAGCUGCAAUGUCAUUAUAUUGGCCUGAGUUGAAGGAUAAGGUUGCUGGAUUGGCAUUGGCACAAAGCCCAUAUGGUGGUAGCCCAAUAGCUUCGGAUAUUUUACGAGAAGGUCAACUUGGUGAUUAUGUUAAUGUACGCAAACUCAUGGAGAUUCUAAUAUGUAAAGUGAUCAAGGGUGACUUGCAAGCUUUAGAAGACUUGACCUACGAGAGGAGAAAAGCGUUUUUGAACAAUCAUCCUUUGCCAAAAGAACUUCCAGUUGUUUCAUUCCAUACAGAAGCUGGGAUUACUCCUGCUGUCCUUGCCACAUUGUCUCAUGUUGCUCAUGCAGAGCUACCCAUGGUGGCACCUCUAUCAACUCCCGGUCAAGCUCCUACACUUCCAGUGGUCAUUCCCCUUGGUGCUGCAAUGGCCGCAUGUGCCCAGCUGCUUCAGGCUAGGUAUGGGGAGAAGAGUGAUGGGCUUGUAACUUGUCGAGAUGCAGAAGUUCCUGGAUCUGUGGUAGUGCAGCCGAAACGUAAAUUAGACCAUGCUUGGAUGGUUUAUUCAUCCCUGAAUGAUAACCCUACUGAGGCAGAUGCUUCACAGGUAUGUGAGGCUCUCUUAACUUUGCUUGUGGAAGUUGGGCAAAAGAAAAGACAUGAACUUACCAUGAAAGAUGAGUGACUCCUCACUCCUGUGAUAUAUUAUUGCUUUUGAUCUGAAUAUAUAUAUAUAUAUAUAUUAUCUCGAAUUUAGUUUUGUCUAUUUGUUCUUUUUUGCCAAUAUUUCUUGAAGUUAUCACAGCUGGGUAAUAUGCAAACAGACCCCUAAAGUCUUGUACCAAAACUCAAAGGGUUUGUAUAUAUAACUCUUUUUUUUGUGUCAUGAUAUGAGAACUCACAGCCAUUAUCCUUCGA